Pseudomyrmex gracilis is the source of this 1512-nucleotide messenger RNA. Its product is annotated as flocculation protein FLO11-like. The transcript is spliced from 3 exons. The record is from RefSeq and is a predicted model, not a curated record. NCBI's taxonomy places the organism in Eukaryota, Metazoa, Arthropoda, Insecta, Hymenoptera, Formicidae. Bases 267 to 1322 code for a protein of 351 amino acids.
UUUUGUAUUUGACUUUGGAGAUUCCCUGAUAUAAGUUACAUGUCGUGCGAAAUGAGGGAGGAGAACAAUCCAUUGAGAGAACGGGAUUAGAACAAUCAAGGCCGAUGCUCUUUAACGAUAUUACUGCAAGCGGAUCCAACUUGAUUCUCGAUAAAAUUGUGACACUAACGAGAUCGUCAUGCCAUGAACUUCCGGCGAAGGAUAUAUAAAGCCGCACGCUCUCCCACAUCCGUACACAGAGUAAUGUUGUUUGUCCACUUCGCAAUAUGCGACUAUUCGGUGUGUUACUAUUGCUCCUCACCUGCCAACUCGUCACGUCGACACCAAUUUUUGACAGAGAUGGUGCAAGUCUGCACCGAGAGUAUCGAUCUGCUGUCGGAGACACAAUACGGGAUUGGUUCAGGAUAAUCAAGAAUAGAGUCGUAGGAAAAUUGCACGAAUGGUUCGGCAACGAUGAUCCAACUCCGACUUUCACGGCCCAGGACAUUCUAAACAUAGACAAGACUAUCGGAAGCCGAAUAUCUGGUUAUCCAGGUUUAUUCUUGGACUUGUCUAGUCUAUCCCUCGACCCAAAACAAGAUUGGGGAGUCCGGAUUGGUAACUGGUACAUCAUCCGGAAAGUUACAGGGUAUGACUACAGUCUAGAUAGUGAUUCGGAUGAAUGGCUGAAUGGAGGAGACAUGAGGCCUCUAAUACCAAAUCUGCCUUCAACUCCUAUAUUGGGAAUCAAUUGGACACCUAAUUGGAUACCUAAUGUACAAGGGAUUCCAGAUUCUAUACCUCCUGCAAUAACCACGCCAAAGAUCGAAUCGACUACAUUGCGACAAACGUCCCAAACUGUUGAUGAAACUGAAGCAGUUGUGACUUCCACAGAAUCACAUCUGACAACUUCUGAGGAACCUACGGUGACAUCUGCCGAACCAAUUUCAUUUACUACUCGUUUAAUUACAACUUUCACAGACUCAAUUGUGGCUGCAACUGAGAGAAUUUUUACUUCUGGUGAAUCAGUUGUAACGAAUAAUGAAUCAUCUACCAGUUCAAUGUUAACAUCCACUGUAUCGGAUGUAAAUUCCACCGAAUCUACUAUUACUGAGUUUACUGUGACUUCUGAGUCUACCUCUUCUGAAUCAUCUACUGAAUCUGCUACAACUGAUAUUGAAUCAGUUGUAACAUCUACUGAAGAAAUCCUAACAACCGAGCCACCUACAACGUCUACCGAAUCAAUUUUACCUAUUUACAAUAAACGAAUAGAAGAUAAUGAAAUUGUCACUAGACGUACAACGCAAAAACCACGUCCAGCAUCUGCUGAGGUCAUAUUUUAAUAAUAUAAAGAUUAUAUAUUGCACAAAAAAAUAAAAAUUUAAGCAUACGAGAUAAAAUUCAACUAUAAAACUCAAAAUAAAUUGUAGAUGAUAAUAUAGUGAGCAAGAUAAAAAUGUUAGUAAACAAUAUGUAAAAGAAACAUGAAUAAAUGAAUUUUACCGAAAGCGUGAGAAUGAAUUAAAUAUUUAA